AUUUCUGAAUCAAUCGCAGAGGGGAGCUCCAAUUAUCCCCUAUUCUCUCUCUCUCUCUCUCUCUCUCUCUCUCUCUCUCUCUCGUCAAAAUAGAGUUGAUAUAUUAGUAGAUGUAGUGGUAUUGAAAUGGAUGAUCCAGUGCAAACACUCACACCACCACAUGUACUCAUCUUCCCCCUCCCAGCACAAGGCCAUGUAAACUCCAUGCUAAAGCUCGCCGAGCUUCUCUGCCUCUCCGACUUCCACGUCACCUUCCUCGUCUCCGAUCACAUCCACAAUCGCCUCCUCCGUCAAACAAACGUUCACAGACGUUUCGAACACUAUCCUCGAUUCCGUUUCGAAACGAUUUCCGAUGGAAUCCCAACCGAGAGCUCCAGAUCCGGCUCUGAUUUUCUAACAGAAUUGAUUGAUUCUUUGAGAACCGUAAUAAAACCGCUUUUCAGAGAAUUGUUUUGCUCUAAUCGACUGAGCUACGAGUCGACUCGGCCAGUAACGUGCAUCAUAGCAGAUGGGGUACUGAGUUUUACAAUCGAUGUUGCUGAAGAGAUGGGUAUUCCAAUCGUUUACUUCCGAACAAUCAGCGCUUGUGCUUUCUGGGCUUACUUUUGCAUCCCUCAACUCAUUGAAUCUGGCGACCUUCCUUUCAAAGGAAUCGAUUUGGAUGUCCCAAUACAAAGCAUACCAGGUAUGGAAGAUUUUCUCCGGCGGCGUGACCUUCCUGCUAAUUGUCGUGUUAGUGACUUGAGCAACAAAAAAUUUCAAUUCCUAUCGACUGAAACGCGGCAAACACCACGAGCUCGAGCCCUCAUUCUCAACACAUUCGACGACCUAGAAGGACCCAUACUCUCUCACAUACGCAUUCACAUGCCAAACAUCUACACCAUUGGACCACUCCACGCGCACAACAAGCCAAGAAUGGUAGUGACAUCAACCUCAUCGGAUAGUCUGUUGGAAGAAGAUCACAACUGCAUGAUGUGGCUGGAUGCACAACCCUCGCAGUCUGUCAUUUACAUAAGCUUUGGAAGCCUUGCAAUGAUUACAAGGACCCAGUUGAUGGAGUUCUGGCAUGGUGUAGUAAAGAGUGGGAAGCGGUUCUUGUGGGUCAUACGGCCGGACUUGGUCUCUGACGGAGGUGGGGUGGGUCAGAUCCCGACCGAGCUCUUGGAGGCCACGAUGGAAAGGGGGCACGUGGUCGAGUGGGCCCCACAAGAAGAGGUAUUGGAUCACCAAGCCAUUGGUGGUUUUUUGACUCACAGUGGAUGGAACUCAACUUUAGAGAGUAUAGUUGCUGGGGUGCCGAUGAUAUGUUGGCCUUACAUUGCGGACCAACAGAUGAAUAGUAGAUAUGUUGGGGAGGUGUGGAAGCUUGGGAUGGACAUGAAGGACACUUGUGACAGAAUCGUAGUUGAGAAGAUGAUUAGGGAUUUGAUGGAGGUGAGGAAAAGUGAGUUCGUGCAAUCGACUAAAAGGAUGGCCAAGUUGGCUAGAAAAGCUACUAGUGAAGGUGGAUCAUCACAUUGUAAUUUGGAUCGUCUGAUAAAGGACUUGAGAUUGAUGAGUGCUGGUGUUUGAUUAUUUUAAAAUGAAUUAAUUAUUUAAAAGUUA
This is a messenger RNA of Camellia sinensis, 1605 nucleotides long. Its product is annotated as 7-deoxyloganetic acid glucosyl transferase. NCBI's taxonomy places the organism in Eukaryota, Viridiplantae, Streptophyta, Magnoliopsida, Ericales, Theaceae. The record is from RefSeq and is a predicted model, not a curated record. Gene Ontology annotation, molecular function: quercetin 7-O-glucosyltransferase activity; quercetin 3-O-glucosyltransferase activity.